AUGUCAAAGCUUAAGAAACUGGACGCCCUGGACCUGUCUACUAAUAGACUCACAGGCUUAAUACCUGGUUGGUUGAGGACUCUUCCUAGUCUUUUCUUUAUAAGCUUGAACAAUAACUCCCUUUCAGGUGAACUUCCAAAGGAGCUUUUCAGACUACAAGCACUGGUAUCAGAAAAACAUGCAACUCCAACAGACCAUGGUGAUGUUGAACUGCCUAUCUACACACAACGCACGAAUCACUCCAUUACUGCUUUGCACAUUCCAGACCAGAUAUCUAACCUCACAAACUUGGAGAGAUUAGACCUCUCAAGAAACCAUCUCUCAGGCGCGAUCCCAUCUUCACUGUCAAAUCUUCAUUUCUUGGCUUCAUUCAGUGUUGCAUACAAUAAUCUGCAUGGACCAGUACCGUCAGGCACUCAGCUCCAAGGCUUCAAUGCCACUGCCUUUGAGGGUAACCCAGGACUUUGUGGUGCCCCGCUUCCAAAUGAGUGCCAACAGAUGAACACAAGUAAUAAUAAAACUAGGAACAUGGAAGAUGUACAUGACAAUUGGAAUCGAAUUCCAUGGCUUCAUAUUUCAGUGACUCUUGGUUUCAUUAUAGGAUUUUGGGGAGUUUGUGGCCCUUUAUCUUUGAACAGGUCAUGGCGAUAUGCAUUGUUGUGA
Messenger RNA from Prunus armeniaca (apricot), 663 nucleotides. Lineage: Eukaryota; Viridiplantae; Streptophyta; Magnoliopsida; Rosales; Rosaceae. The record is from the annotation of a GenBank genome assembly.